GCAAGACAACCAGUAUUCUGUACUGCUCUGCUGCUGAUCUUCAGAGGAUGCUGUCAGAAGGUUACCUUUACAGAAUUGCCUACCUCUGUGAAGACUCUGAGCUCUGCACCAGCCAAGCAGUGGAGGAAAUGGUGUAUGAAAUGAGGGCCAUUAAUUGUUCCUCCAGGGAUGAAGCACAAGGAAAAAGCCUCCUUCAGAGAUGCAGAUCUGCUGGCAAAUGCAUUUCUUCAAUUCACUCUAGAGGUAGCAAACAUAGCAGAAGGCAGAAAGACAAACUCCAGCAGCCCAUGCAGCACCCACUGCCUGAAGGGCAGGUGUCUCCAGCUAUGGAUGUCUGUGAAGGGCUGGCAAGAAGAGACACCUACCUGGUUCCAUCCUCCUGCAAAAGCAUUUGCAAGAACUACAGUGAUUUGCACAUAGCUGGGGACUGCGUGGUGCCUAUUAGCUCAGUGGCAACCGAUUUUACCUGUGACAGUGGCAUAGGCCCCUUCCUGGAGUCCUCAGAGAUUCCUCCACCUAUGGAGUCCAUGCGGGUCCCCCCCAGCGAGACAGGCCGCAAGCAGGCUCAAGGCUUCUCAUCAUGCUGGCGCGUGACAAGCUUGGUGCCACACCAGCAGCCCCUCUCUGACUCAGCCCUCAACGACUACCUGGAGCAGAAGCUGAUGGAGCUGUACAAGCAGUACAUCAUGGACAGCACAGCCAACAGGGCAUCCCCCACACAGAUCCUGGCCUCAGAGCUCAUCAUGACUAAUGUAGACCAAAUCAGCACACAGAUAUCACGAGAGAGGAAAAUGGAGACCACCAAGGCCAAGGACAUUGUCAUCAGCCGCUUCUUGCAAAUAGCCAGUGAACAAAUAUUCUCAGAAAUUAGCACACCCAGUCUGCAUAUUUCCCAGUAUAGCAACACUAAUGCAUAGUAUUAGAAUGUCUGCAGCUAGAAAGCUCUUACAUUCUGAAAACUCAAUUUUUAGUUUUUUUUCUUUUAAGGCAUCUUUCUGCUUCAUAAAAAUUUAUUUUCUGUCUACCAGUUAAACCUCCCAGCACAUAUUAAGUAAAAAUGUCUGUACUGCACAGAUGUCCCUCUAUC
This is a messenger RNA of Lagopus leucura (white-tailed ptarmigan), 1087 nucleotides long. It is a transcript of the gene TASL, whose product is annotated as TLR adaptor interacting with endolysosomal SLC15A4. NCBI's taxonomy places the organism in Eukaryota, Metazoa, Chordata, Aves, Galliformes, Phasianidae. Gene Ontology annotation, biological process: regulation of toll-like receptor signaling pathway. The coding region runs from base 48 to 917 and encodes 289 amino acids. The transcript has 2 exons. The record is from RefSeq and is a predicted model, not a curated record.